Racocetra persica is the source of this 261-nucleotide messenger RNA. The record is from the annotation of a GenBank genome assembly. Lineage: Eukaryota; Fungi; Glomeromycota; Glomeromycetes; Diversisporales; Gigasporaceae.
UACUCCACCUUUUUUAAUUUCUACGUUUCCAAAAACAAAUAAAGAAUUAGUUUCUCCGGAUGUAUUAAGCAUUAUGAAACUUCAUACAAAUUAUGCUGCCGCUGCAUACUGUUCAAAACCAAAAUUAAGCAAUUGGACUUGUGGUUCUCGGUGUUUUGGUAACGUUACAGUCGAAAAAAUAUUCCAUGAUGAGCUUAAAGGUGCUUACGGGUACAUCGCCGUUAGUGAGGAGAAUAAGACUAUCGUCGUUGCUUUUAGGGG